Molecule: messenger RNA, 745 nt
Organism: Centruroides sculpturatus (bark scorpion)
Lineage: Eukaryota; Metazoa; Arthropoda; Arachnida; Scorpiones; Buthidae
Product: venom protein 302-like
Exons: 3
Coding region: 274-627 (117 amino acids)
Biological process (GO): regulation of signal transduction; regulation of cell growth
Cellular component (GO): extracellular region
Molecular function (GO): insulin-like growth factor binding
Source: RefSeq, a predicted model, not a curated record
CAAAAAAAAUCAACAUCUGACUAAUUUAUAACGUUAAUUAUUUAAAACAAAGCGUAAAUUUAGUGCUUAAAGAUAAUAAUUAAGUUAAAUUAAAUGGGAAAAUACCAUAUCAAUUAAGUUUCGUAAUUCUAAGAAGCUAACUUCAACCAGACCGACGACGUCAAAUAUGCACUUAACUGAUAAGUUACGUCACAUUUUGGCAUCCGGAAUGUUUAUUACGUGAUGCUUAACAAUAUAAAAAUCAAACUUUAGUAUAAUCAAAGAAGGAAGAAGAUGUGGCUCGGUUUUCUCUGCAUACUAAGCUUCGUUGCAAGUGCUUCCUUAUACUGCGUGCCUUGUAAAGAAGUUACGUGCGAUAGAGUGCCAAGCGACUGUCCCGUAGGAGUUACAAAAGAUCCUUGUGGAUGCUGCGGAGUUUGUGCAAAGAACCUGGGCGAUCCUUGCGGAGGACCUUUUAAUUCUUACGGAACCUGCGGAAUCGAUCUAGUUUGCGACUUGGGGGAUUUUCCACCUAACGAAGAUCCACGUGAUUACGCCGAUGCUCCUAUCGGGAAAUGCAUCGUGGGUAGAAGAAUGACAACUACCACUUCCACUCCCGACUUUACCGUUCCCGACAUACUUCAAUGAAAGUGGACAAUAUAAUGGAGCGGGUGUCAUUAUUCUGUUUAUAUUAUUCAUCGAGCGUGUUGUAAUUUUAUUAUUGCAUUAGUAAGAUGUCUGUAUUGGAGUAAUGUAAUAAAAAAAA